This is a messenger RNA of Clunio marinus, 4099 nucleotides long. The record is from the annotation of a GenBank genome assembly. Lineage: Eukaryota; Metazoa; Arthropoda; Insecta; Diptera; Chironomidae.
CAGAUUUAAGCAGUAAAAACGUGUUAAAAUUACUUUAAAUUAAAAGUAACAUUGAUAUAAAGUUCUAUAAAACAUAAAUAACGAGGGGGUUGUCUGAGAUAGCACUUACAACUGUGAAAAUUUUAACUAAAUCGGAUGUAUCUUUAAAUUCCCCAAAAAUCAAUUAAUGGAUCGAAAAAUUAUAAAAAUAUCACCUCGAAAAAGGCAACUGCGAGAACGAAAGCAGAAAAAAUUAUAUGCCGAUGAAUGGGCGCUUGGAGAUGAUGAAUUCGAAAGUGGGAGAGCAUUUAGUGUCGCUGAAAAACUCGAAUCACCGGCAUUUGUUUCGCAAGGAAUGGUUAGAGAAAUCAAAGGAACUGAUCUCACAAUUGCGUACUUGCAACAAUACGGUUUUAACAUCCCACUUCUGAUAAAAGAAAAGACGGGUUUAGGAGUUCAAGUUCCAUCUUCAAACUUCACAAUCAAUGAUGUCAGAAUGUGCGUCGGAUCUCGACGUGUUCUUGAUGUAAUGGACGUGAAUACUCAAAAAAAUCUUGAGAUGACGAUGAAAGAAUGGCAAAAAUAUUAUGAAGAUACAAGCAAAAAGAAAUUAUUAAACGUAAUUUCAUUAGAAUUUUCACAUACAAAGCUGGAAAAUUACGUGCAAUCACCGUCGAUUGUACGACAAAUUGAUUGGGUUGACGUCGUAUGGCCGCGACGUUUAAAAGAAGCUCAAAUUGAAGGGACCAACUCACUUCAUCACAUGAUGUAUCCCAAAGUUCAAAAGUAUUGUCUGAUGUCGGUUAAGAAUUGCUAUACAGAUUUUCACAUCGAUUUUGGCGGCACCAGUGUUUGGUAUCACAUUUUAAAAGGCAGCAAAGUAUUUUGGCUGAUACCGCCAACUGAAAAGAAUCUUCAGCUUUACGAGAAGUGGGUGUUGUCGGGCAAGCAAUCGGCAGUGUUCUUUGGUGAUACUGUUGAAAAGUGUGCGAGAAUUUACUUAACUGAAGGCAACACAUUCUUCAUUCCAAGUGGAUGGAUUCACGCUGUUUACACACCAACUGACACUCUCGUCUUCGGUGGAAAUUUUCUCCACUCAUUCGGCAUCGUUAAACAAUUGAAAAUCGCACAAGUUGAAGAUGUCACAAAAGUUCCAAUUAAGUUUCGUUAUCCAUUCUUCACUGAAAUGUUGUGGUAUGUCCUUGCAAAAUAUGUUUACACCCUUUUGGGUCGAUCUCAUCUUGAUGGCGAGCCUGAUAGAAUCGAUGAAGUGAUGAAGCAACCGCACCUUCAUUUAACACAUUACGAAUUGUUUGGUCUCAAGGAAAUCGUUUUAUAUCUUUAUGAUCUUCCACAAAAUCGAAAAAACGUUCCGGAACUCAUAAAAGAUCCCGUCGCAUUGAUAAAAGAUGUGAGAGCUUUGGUUGAACGACAUUGCAAAGAUGAGAAUCAACUUGCAAUUACGGGCUUACCAGUUCUACGAACAGAGUUGAAUCAAUUCAUGCAACCUUAUGAUUAUCCAAAUAACGACGUCGCCAUUCCACCAAUGUCAGAAUCAAUGAAUGAAGAAGCAAAUCAUCAAGAAACAACAAAUUUAAAUCACCAAACAAGUAAUAAUGAAAGGGAACGUGAAGAUGGAAAUUUUGUGACGCCAACGGCAGCUCGUUUUGGCCCUCGUGGUCCAUAUAAAAAGAAUCAUCCAAACAGUGGAGAACGAGAUGGAAAAGCACAUAGCGGUGCACCAAGAAGAAGACGAACAAGAUGCAAAAUUUGUGAAGCAUGUCAACGUUCUGAUUGCGGUGAAUGUACAUUCUGUCUAGAUAUGGUGAAGUUUGGUGGACCAGGACGUGCAAAACAAACUUGUCAAAUGCGACAAUGUUUACAACCAAUGCUGCCAGUCACUGCUCAAUGUAGUCGAUGUAACUUAGAUGGAUGGCGACAACAGCCGGUUCCAGCACCACAAGCAAAACUUUUAGCUGCCAAUGAAGGAACGCCGUCAUCAUUAAUGGAAUGUUCCGUAUGCUAUGAAAUAACUCAUCCUGAAUGUGCACAAAAGUCUCUUGAGACAAGCGUCAAAGGAGUUAUAAAUGAAGAUUUACCCAACAGUUGGGAGUGUCCAUCAUGUUGUGAGAGUGGAAAGAACGCUGAUUAUCGACCUCGCCAUUUCCGUGCACGUCAAAAAUCAUCGGAAGUUGGCAAACACAAUCAACUCACCAAUGAUGAUCAUCAUCAACUUCAACACCAUUUAAAUAUUCCUGAAUUUCAACAAGCAACAACAAAUCAUUCCCAAAAUUUGCACAUUAAGUGUGGUGCAAGUGGUGCCAUUUCAAGUGAUUCCGAUGAUGAAGAGCCGGAGAAAAAGCUGAAGCCAUCAUCGAGUGUUGUGAAGAAGGAAAUUGACAAUAAUCAUCAAUAUCAUGAAUUGACGAUGAUAAAUGUGAAUAAUGUGAAGAGAUGUAAGAGUGAAGAUGAUCAAAACAGCAUGUCAAUGGACUCGAUGGACUUUCGAAGUGAAACAAGUAAAAAUGAUGGAGUGCCAAGAAAGAAGAACGCAUUGAGAGUUCAACUCGCUCAACAUAUAAUUCAAACAUCAACCAAACAGUUGAAGAAACCGAUUUUCCCAGUUCGCCCUGCAGGUCCGCCACCUAAUCAACAAUCAACAAAUGGAAACCUCGUCCUUGAUCAUGGAGUUUUACUGUCAAUUUUCAAGCAUCUCCCACAAGACACGCUCGUCACAUGUUCGCUUGUUUGUAAGGCGUGGUCGCAAGUCUCAAUCAAUCCAGUGUUGUGGAAGAAAAUGAAUUGCUCGGAACACAAACUGUCAGCAAGUCUUUUAAUGGCGAUUGUACGACGUCAACCUGAGCAUUUGAUUCUUGAUUGGACGAUCCUUGCUAAACGUCAACUGUUGUGGAUAAUCGCAAGAAUUCCAAGCAUGAGAAAUCUAAGUCUGGAGGGUGUGCCGAUUCAAUCUGUUUUUGGUCUUCAUACAUGUUUAUGUCCACCACUUCACACAGUUAAUUUGAGUUUUGUUCGAGGUUUAAAUGAUCAUGCAAUAAGAGAAAUUUUAUCACCACCGAAAGAUUCUCGUCCUGGAACAGAUUCGAAGAGUCGUUUGAGGAAUUUGAGAUGUUUAAAGCUCAGUGGAACGGAUGUGACUGACGUUGCAUUGCGGUACAUAACGCAAGGACUUCCAACACUCGUGCAAUUAGAUUUAUCUUCAUGUCAGCGAAUCACUGAUGCUGGUGUGUGUCAAAUCGGCAUAUCGCCAUGUGCAAUCAAAACGCUUUAUGAGCUUGACUUGAGUAGCUGUAAAUUGAUAACAGAAAUGUCAUUAGAUCAUUUGUCAAAAUGUGAAGCUUUGACACGUUUAGAUCUUCGCUAUGUACCGCAAGUUUCGACUCAAGCAGUGAUAAAAUUCGCGGCAAAAUCGCGAAAUGAUCUUCAAGUGCAAGACAUCAAAUUGGUCGAUAAGAGAAGAAAUUAAUUUUCUUUUCAUUCACCUUUAUUUCGAAUUUAGAUUUAAAAUAUUGAUUGAAGAGUAGUGAUUAGUACUUAGAGUCAAAUCUUCUUUUAUUUUUAUUUCGAGUUAUUUAACUUUAUGUUCUUUUACACAUUUUUUUAAUUGAGACAAAUCUUUGAGAACAAAAAGGGAAAAAUUUCUUCGUGUCAUUUAUUUUCUGUCUUCUUCAAUUCAAUAUUAGUUUGUAAGGUUCACAUGUGAGAAAAAGACAUUUAAAGUAACAAUGAAAGAUUUAAAAACAAGGAAAACAAACCGCCGUUCGCCUAAUCACAAAUAAUUAAAGUUUUCCCUCGACUUCUUAUGAUUUUAUUCGAUUUUAUUUAAAGUAAAGUAUUACAACCAAAGAUGCUUUAAUUAAACAAUAUUUAAAGCAUAAAUCACGAAGAUAAAUAAGUUCAAGUUUGAUAUAAAAAAAGGAAAUAAAAACUGUUUUGUUCUCACCCACAACUUAAUCGUAAAAUGAAACUUUUGAUUCGUGUGAAUAUUUUAGAGCUUUUAAGAUGUUUAAAUAAAAAGUUCGAUCCACAAUGUAAAGAGAUGUCGAUAAUAAAAGAUGGAAAUAAAUAAGAAAAUAUUGAUUUUCUUUUUCAGAUAUGAAAA